CAGAAGCUUUCCACCGCCCUCUGAGCACGUUUUGCAACUAUUGAGCAAGUUGAGUAUCAGGCACCAUUCAUCUCCCCCAUAAACCAGAAAACAACAGUAACGCUUUCUGCACAGUGAGAUAAUUACUGUCCCUCUGAGGCUCUUGGGAAAAGCUGCCUGUGCUUCGCGCUUCAGAGAUUACGUGAGCUGCAAUCGUUCCCCAGAGGUUGGCUGAGUGAGCAAACUGUUCUGCUUCCUGCUUGUGCAAUGUACGAUGCUGUGUAACACGGCGCUGCGCUUCCACCAGCAGCCAGCCCUCCCCUCACUGCAGGCAGUGCUCCUGCCUCCGGAUCCCAUCGUCCUGCCUGACAGUGGAGCUCCAUCUCCACCAGCACAUCCCAGAGCUGAUUCCCAGCUGUUCCACUCUCUCCCCCGGGUAGAACACGAGCAAAACGGCCACACAGGCCCACCUGUGGGUCCCCCAGCACACCUCGCAUGCAGCGGCUUUGCUGCAGGGCGCAGCACAACUGGUGGCAGCUCCGAUUCCAUGGGGAAGCCAGUGAGCUCAGUUGCUCUUUCGCAGCUAUUAUUGUUUAACUGGUAAAUAUUUCCUUUAAAUGCCUACAUGAUCUCAAAAAACAAAAAACAAACAAACAAAAAAACUUGCAAAACUUAAUGGGAACAAAUAUUCCCAGGAGGGUGUAUCCUGCCAUUCAGUUACACAUCAGACCCCUGCUAUCUUUAAGGCUGGUUCUGAGCACGGGCAGGCGCCUAAGUCAUUUGAAAAACAAUAAGCCUCUGUGCUCUAAUUUCCCAGGGAAAAAUGUAGACAAAACAAGUGGCAGUUUGGCACUAACCGAACUGCAGAUUUUUUUUAUUUGAUAAAUAAAUGAGUGCUUAAUAGCAAAAGCCUGCGGGCAGCCGGGGGACCGAUCUGCCUCAUCGGUCCCGGGGCAUCCAAGGGAGCCUUCAAGCGUCCCAAGGGCUCGCAGGGCUGAUCCCUGUCCCGGCAACUCACUGCACUCUCCUGCAGGAGUUUGCUGUUGGAAUGAGCUCAGGGAGAUCACCGGGGCACGGUGGGACCCCAUGGAGCGAUGUGGUGUGGCGGGUGUCCGGGGGAAGGAGAUGCAGAACCAGACACAGUCUUUAUUAGCACAGAGAGAUAAAUUUGCCCUGGUCACUGCACCGGUGACGGGAGAUUUCACGGUAGCCUGGGAAGGGCUGGGGGCUUCGCAGGGAUCUCCCUGCCUCCCCGUUAAUCCCCUGCCCACCCAGGAGUGCCGCUCUGCGACGGGGUCGGGGAUCUCGUAGCGCGGUGCGGGGCCGUCCGGGCGCUCUGCAGAGUUCGCCGCUGAGCAGCAAGCCAUGCAGUAGGAGCCCAUGCUUCCCACCGAGGAGUGACCCUGGUGUGUGCCACACAGCCCAGAGUGCUGCAGGACGAGACAGGACAUGCGCCGAAUCAGCUGCCUUCUUUCGGGACUCGCCUUCAUCCUCAGUGCCACCAGCACAGACAGUUUCGCCCGGGUGGGCCGCAGGACCUGCGCUGCGGAGCCGCGGAGCCGCACAGCUGCCCACACCGAGUCCCACGUGCAGCCCGUGUACCUGCCCUACCUCACCACCUGCCAGGGCCACCGCCUGUGCAGCACCUACAGGACCAUCUAUAAGGUUGCCUACCGGCAGGUGUACAAACAGGUACCUCAGCCUGUGGCCUCGUGCUGUCCUGGAUGGAGCAGAACCAGCAGCUACGAGCUCAGCUGCAACACAGCUCUGUGCCAGUUGCCAUGCCAGAAUGGCGGCCGCUGCACCUUCCCUGGAAGAUGUGCCUGCCCGCCCGGCUGGAUGGGGCCUUCCUGCCAGACAGAUGCAGAUGAAUGUGCCAGCCGGAGCCAUGGGUGCAGCCAGCUCUGCGUCAAUACAGCUGGGAGCUUCCAUUGUGCCUGCUGGGAUGGCUUUAGCCUCGCUGCUGAUAACAAGGCAUGCCAGCCCGUGGUGCCAGGCCCCGAGCCAGGAACCUUCAGCCAAGCAGAUCCCUCCAGUGAAAUGAAGGAAGAAAUGAAAGACCUGAAGAACAGAGUGGAAGCACUGGAGCAGAAACUCCAGUUGGUGCUGGCUCCCUUCCACAACCUCAUGCCAUCUGCACCAGAGGACGUUGGCACAGACCCCAUCAGCCGACUGUCCCACUCCCUCCAGCAGCUGGACAGAAUUGACUCCUUGAGCGAGCAGAUCUCCUUCCUGGAGGAGCGGCUGGAGACAUGUUCCUGCAAGAAUGAACUCUAGCUGAGCACCCAAAGAAUCAGAACAGGCAGACUGUAUCUGUACUUGUCUCUCUCUCUCCAGCCCCAGUCUGGGGCCAAAGACGCAUCAUCUCCAGGAAGACGCAGGGUAGAAUGACAAGGCUGGUUUCCCAUCAGAUUCCCAGUAUUUUCUCUUCCAACUCACCUUACCAAAAGUCAUGAAGUUACUUCCAAACUGGACUUUUAACCCUGAGCAUCUCACCCCACUCCUGCUGGAGAGGCAGAAAAUAAAUGCCUUACCUCAUGCCA
This is a messenger RNA of Lagopus muta (rock ptarmigan), 2522 nucleotides long. It is a transcript of the gene EGFL7, whose product is annotated as EGF like domain multiple 7. The record is from RefSeq and is a predicted model, not a curated record. NCBI's taxonomy places the organism in Eukaryota, Metazoa, Chordata, Aves, Galliformes, Phasianidae. Gene Ontology annotation, molecular function: calcium ion binding; signaling receptor binding. Gene Ontology annotation, cellular component: cell surface; extracellular region. Gene Ontology annotation, biological process: anatomical structure development. The transcript has 9 exons. Bases 1429 to 2256 code for a protein of 275 amino acids.